This is a messenger RNA of Tripterygium wilfordii, 575 nucleotides long. RefSeq lists its product as uncharacterized. Gene Ontology annotation, molecular function: zinc ion binding; nucleic acid binding. The transcript has 2 exons. The record is from RefSeq and is a predicted model, not a curated record. NCBI's taxonomy places the organism in Eukaryota, Viridiplantae, Streptophyta, Magnoliopsida, Celastrales, Celastraceae. Bases 6 to 542 code for a protein of 178 amino acids.
UACUUAUGGAUCCUCUACCGUCGGUCAACAAGGUAUUCUCUCUCAUUACUCAGGAUGAAAAACAACGGGCUGUUUCUUCGCAGGUUGUGGGCAGGACACCAGAAUCUGUGGCCUUCGCUGUCAAGAAUGGAACAUCCCAUUCUAACAGAUCAUAUGCCCCAAGGAACGCCCAUCUCAAAUGUGACCGAUGCAAUAUCACGGGACACACUACUGAUAGCUGCCGAGCACAUCUAAAGUGUGACUAUUGUGGUUUUAAAGGCCAUACUGUUGAUGCAUGCCGUAAAUUAAAGCGAGCCAACUUCCAUGGAGACAAAAAGGGGAACUCGGGUUUUUCUUCCAAAGCCCAUUAUGCUGAAUACAAGCCUGACAAUUCUACAUCAGAAUCUCCAUCUUACCACCUCACUGCAGAUCAAUAUCAUAAUUUACUUGCUCUCAUUGAUCAGACCAAGACAACUUCCAUGGCAAAUCAAGUGAGCUCAGCCUCAACAAUAAGCAACCUUUCAGGACCGACACUCGGGGAAGACGAUUGGGACGGGCGUUGAGCGAGAAGGCCUCUACUACUUGGAUAUCACGAA